This is a messenger RNA of Taeniopygia guttata (zebra finch), 3963 nucleotides long. The record is from RefSeq and is a predicted model, not a curated record. NCBI's taxonomy places the organism in Eukaryota, Metazoa, Chordata, Aves, Passeriformes, Estrildidae.
AUGGCGAGCGCGGCGCGGCGGCCGCGGGGCCCGGUCGGGCUGUGCGGGGCCCUCAUGGGCCCGCUCGGGAUCUGCUCGGCCCUCAUGGGCCCAUUCGGGCUGUGUUCGGCCCUCAUGGGCCCGCUCGGGAUCUGCUCGGCCCUCAUGGGCCCGUUCGGGAUCUGCGGGACCCUCCUGGGCCCGCUCGGGCUGUGCUCGGCCCUCCUGGGCCCCGCCGCCGCCACCACCACCAACAUCGUCCUCCUCCUCAUGGACGACAUGGGCUGGGGGGAUUUGGGAGCUUUUGGAGAGCCUUCCAAGGAAACCCCUAACCUAGACCAGAUGGCUGCAGAAGGGAUGCUUUUCCUGGAUUUUUAUACUGCCAGCCCCCUCUGCUCUCCCUCGAGGGCAGCACUGCUGACGGGCCGGCUCCCGGUCAGGAAUGGCUUUUACACCACAAAUGGACACGCCAGGAAUGCAUACACACCACAGGAUAUAGUAGGAGGGAUCCCAGAUUCUGAAUUACUGCUUCCAGAGCUCCUGAAGAAGGCUGGCUACACCAAUAAAAUCAUUGGCAAAUGGCACUUGGGGCACCGGGCCCAGUUCCACCCCCUGAAGCACGGCUUUGAUGAGUGGUUUGGGUCCCCAAACUGCCACUUCGGGCCCUACAACAGCACAGAGCGCCCCAACAUCCCCGUCUACAGGGACUGGGAGAUGGUUGGCAGAUACUAUGAAGACUUCAAAAUUGAUCUGAAGACAGGUGAAGCCAACUUGACUCAGCUCUACCUGCAGGAAGCUCUGGAUUUUAUUAGCAAGCAGCAGGCCAGCCAGCAGCCAUUCUUUUUAUACUGGGCAAUUGAUGCUACCCACGCUCCUGUUUAUGCCUCCAAACAGUUCCUGGGCACGAGUCAGAGAGGGCUGUAUGGGGAUGCUGUGCGGGAGAUCGAUGACAGCGUUGGGAAAAUCCUGAAGCACCUCCAGCAGCUGGGCAUCAGUGAGAGCACAUUUGUGUUUUUCACCUCUGAUAACGGAGCUGCUCUCAUUUCAGCUCCCAAACAAGGAGGAAGCAAUGGGCCUUUCCUGUGUGGCAAACAAACCACCUUCGAGGGUGGCAUGAGGGAGCCGGCCAUCGCCUGGUGGCCCGGCCACAUCCCUGCAGGAGGGGUCAGCCAUCAGCUGGGCAGCGUGAUGGAUCUGUUCAGCACCAGCCUCUCCCUGGCGGGUCUGCAGCCUCCCAGUGACAGACAGAUUGAUGGCAUCGACCUUUUACCUGUCAUCCUGCAGGGCAAGCUAAUUGACAGGCCCAUUUUCUAUUAUCGUGGCAACGAGCUGAUGGCAGUGAGAGCUGGGCUUUACAAAGCUCACUACUGGACCUGGAGCAACUCCUGGGAGGAGCACAGCAAGACUGUAGUGCUUCAGGAGUCAAAGCCUGUUUUACAGGGAGCAAGCAGGAAAGGAAAGUUGGCUCUAGAAAUGUUUUUUAUGCUCUGUCUCAGUGCUAAUUCCACGCAGAUAAAAUGAGAUCAUUUAUUUGUCUUGUGUGUGAGUAAAACCUGUUUAUUACCCAUGGAGGCUUUUCCCUGGGUGGGAGGAACUGGGAGCUCCUCUCUGUCUGUGUGUUUGGGUGUAGGGGUGGAAAUUCCCACAGGAAUUCUUGCUCUCCGUGGUGAUAAAAGCACAUACCCACACUUCCAGUUGGCAAAUAAAUAAACCCCUGCAUGGAACUCAACUCAUUCCUACAUGUCUGAGUGUGGAACAGUGAUAAUGGGGACCAGCUACUCCUCCAGAGGCUCUCCCACUGUGAGCAGUGGCAGUGCUGCAAUUAAGGAAUAUUUAUUUCUUUCCAAGUCUUUGUUUAACUGCUGUCUGAUAAAAGUCAGCAAUUAUCCUGUACAUCAGAGAGACGAUUACAAAUCCACUCUCCUUCCUGCAGCUUGGAUCACAUGAGCUCGAUGUGGGGAAAAUUGGAGCACAUUAGUGGCCAGAGCAGCCAUUAACAGCACAGCAGAGGAAGCUGAGGCUGAGAUUUGUUCCAAUUCUCCUCAUGUCUUCGAGCCAUUAAUUACAAACCUCGCAAGUUUAAAAAUAGAAAUAAAUCAGAAUGCAGAGCAGCUCCACAGCUCCCAGCCCUGCUGGAGGAGUUUCUAAGCUCACCUUACAACACAGUUCCCUCUUUCAGUGACUGGGCUUCCCAGCUGUGUUGAUAUUGGACUCUGGAAUCAAAAAGGCCACUUUGUUUGCUAAUUCCAUUUGAAAAACAACUAUAAAUCCAUGCACAUCUGUGGCAUUUGGAAUUCUGACUGUUGGCUGCUUGUUCAAUAAGGUUGACUUGCCAUCCCAGUAGAACUCCAGCUAAUGAGGAUUUGUUAAUUGUAUGAUCUUCAGAGAUCUUUCCUCAUUGUGAAUCCAGUGAGACUUCCAGAUAUGAAACUCCCUGUGUGAAGGUCCCCACUCAGACCUGGAAUAUGUGGUUUUCCUGUCAUCCAUUGGAAAGAGAGCAGAAGUUGGCCAGAUGUGGCAAAACAUCUGCCUGCACAUUUUGGAGAGGUUUGUUUUAUGGGUAGGGGAAUAUUUCAUGGUUUUUACAGACAGGGUUUAGCCAGCCCUCAUUUCACUUUUAGAAUUCCCUUGAUAAUUGACUGUGUGGAAAAGCACUGAUACAGUAAACUUGCCCUGGGUUUAAUCCACAUUUUUGUUCGACUUUCAGACGGGAUUAUCUGAUUAAAGCAGCCAGAACCCCAUUUUCAUGCUGAUACUGGGAAAUGGGGAGCUGGUGCCUGUCCUGGGCCUGUUUGGGGUGACCAGGAUGGUGAGGGAGGAUGUGGCCCCUCACCUGCAAAGCUGUGUUUGGCUGGGGUGUGAGUUGGUUCAGCAAUAAAGGAUGUACACACAAAUAAAAAUGUACCAGGGAGGCACAGCCUGCAGAAAGCAGAGCCUAGCAAAGCAGAACAGGGCUCUGAAGGCUCCUCUCCAUCUGGCACUCGGAAUAUUGACUCUGGAAACAUCCCGUGCAAGCAGCACACAGCUCUGCUGUCAUCCUCCAGUCCCAUGGCAGCAACUGGUCUGCAUCCUCUGCCUUAUGGCCUGGGAUUAGGGCUUGUCAUCUGACACACAGAUGAAUUGUGCUCUUCUGUUCUUCCCAGCUUUUGUUUGUUUAUUUUUUAACCCCCAAGCAAUUUUUUUUUUUUCUAGUCUGACUCCUGUCAGGAAGUCUUGUAGUCUCUCUCAGUGCUGGAGGAUACCUCGAUGCUGCCUUUGCUGCUGGAUUAACUGGAUUUCUUGAUUCUUGAGGGGGUGGUCUCGUGAAGGCAUAAAGGAGGGGCUCACUCCACAGAAUGGAGUGGGAGUAAGCAUUUUGUGGGACAUUUUCCCUGAGGAUUGCACAGGAUGCUUAUUUGGAGCCGUUUACCUGCCUUCCAUCUAUAUAGGUGGCUCAUGUUUACAUAAUUUGACAUCUCUGACAUUCAAGAGGUGAUAAAUGGGACAGAGGGAGAUGAAAGGAAGCCUGACUUGAAAAAUGUGUAUUUUUAAACAGUUUGAUAAAGGCAGGAAAAUCUCCUCCUGCACACGGGCUGAGUCCCUGCUGCUCCAGGACUGGUGGAUCUCAAGCUUUUCCAUUGCUGUUCACCUUUUUUUUUUUUUUUUCUUGUAGCAAAAAUCAGCAGUGAUAAAAAUUGCCACGUGUGCAGGAGCAAAGGGAGAACUGAGGAUAAACCUGGGGAGAUCCCUCUUGGACAGUGAAAUGACUUUUACUGGCAGUCACCUGUCAAAUGCUGGGGUUUUUUGAAAGGGUAAAAAAUGAAUGUUUUCUAUAAAUUUACCAGAGUAGGCAGCAAGUCCUCAGGAAUUUCCUAAUUUAGUGGUGCAUAGAGGAGGCAGGAAUGGGAGGUAGCAGGAGAAAGGAAAUUUCCUUUUCUCUGCCUCCCACCAAAAGCAUCCAGCACAAAACAGCCCUUGUACCUCCCAAGAGCACUGAUGCAAGAA